This is a messenger RNA of Anolis sagrei ordinatus, 1409 nucleotides long. Its product is annotated as nicotinamide N-methyltransferase-like. Gene Ontology annotation, cellular component: cytosol. Lineage: Eukaryota; Metazoa; Chordata; Lepidosauria; Squamata; Anolidae. The record is from RefSeq and is a predicted model, not a curated record. Gene Ontology annotation, molecular function: N-methyltransferase activity.
ACCUUUGAGCUGGUUUUCUCAACGGAGGAAAGGGUUACUGGCCUGAAGCCAGUCCACAGAGAUUCAGCUGCCAAGAAGUGAGUUGAAAGAGGCAUUGGGAACAAGAGGCCUGGAGCAGGGAAACGACACAUUCGCUUUCCAGAAAAGCUGAAAACAACACUAUGGAAGAAUUCACUGGCGGGGACGUUUACCAGAAGGAGUUCAACCCUCAGGCCUAUCUGGAAUAUUUCAAGUUUGGAAGUCACACUUUGGGGGACGAGUCCAUCACCUAUUACCUGGAAUGCCUUUGCCAGACCUUCGCUUCAGGUUCCCUGAAAGGAGACACCUUGAUCGAUAUAGGCAGUGGCCCCACCAUCUACCAACUCAUGUCGGCCUGUGAGUCCUUUGAGACCAUCAUUGCCUCUGACUACCUUGACCAAAACCUCCAGGAAAUAGAAAAAUGGUGGAAGAACGAACCUGGAGCUUUUGACUGGAGCCCUGUGGGGAUCUAUGUAUGCGAGCUGGAGGGGAAAAGAACCACGUGGUCCGAGAAGGAGGCCAAGCUCCGAAGGGCCAUCCAACGGGUCCUGAAGUGUGACGUCAACCUCCAGAACCCAAUGGCCCCCCUCCACUUGCCCCCGGUGGACUGUGUCCUCUCCACCGAAUGCCUGGAGGCCGCCUGCAAAGACCAAGCCAGCUACAGGGCCGCUUUGAGCAACAUCAGCUCCUUGCUGAAACCUGGGGGCCAUUUGGUUCUUAGUGGGGUUUUGGAGACCACCUUCUAUAUGGUGGGCACCUGGAAGUUCUCCAGCUUGUUUCUAACAGAGGAGUUCCUGAAGGAAGCCCUCCCAGCAAGCGGUUUUAACAUUGUCCAGUUCAAAACAAAAUCCCGAGUGGAUAAAGGGAUGCUGGAUUUGUGUGAUUUAACUGAAUUUUAUUUCAUUGUAGCCCAGAAAGGGACGGAGGCCUAAGGCCAUCAAAAAGUUUGGAAGACACAUGAAUAUCCUCAAAGUAGGCUGUGUUUCUUAUCCUUUUUCAUUCCACAUAGUCUGCCACUGAUUCACAAUGGAUCCCAUGUUGCUCGGCUUCUGUGCAGCAGCAAUAGCUUGUUGGCGCAAGAUGCUGUCACAGUCUUAGAAAGUUUUAAUAUUUAUUUCAGUUUUAACAUUGUCAUUUUAGCAUCUAAAUGUUUAAUACCAUUUUAACUAUCUUAUUCAAUACUGAGUUUUUAACUUUGUUUUGACAUUAUUUCCUAAUACCCAAAUGUAUAUGUGCCUAUCCUGACAUUUGUACAUUUUUUUGAUGUUGGCCAUUGACCGUAAUAAAUCUUGUAUGUAUGUAGUAUAUGCCAUGUUAUCCAGAUACAACCUACUUCUCAGUGUUGAUGGGAAAAGGAAAUACAAUAAAGUCUUAGAGGAAUAACAAUAGAA